This is a messenger RNA of Nematostella vectensis (starlet sea anemone), 1297 nucleotides long. Its product is annotated as RING finger protein 121. The transcript is spliced from 9 exons. Lineage: Eukaryota; Metazoa; Cnidaria; Anthozoa; Actiniaria; Edwardsiidae. Gene Ontology annotation, cellular component: endoplasmic reticulum membrane; Golgi membrane. Gene Ontology annotation, molecular function: metal ion binding; ubiquitin protein ligase activity. Bases 44 to 1006 code for a protein of 320 amino acids. The record is from RefSeq and is a predicted model, not a curated record.
GGCCGCUCGCCCCAGGCAACCGCGGCUCAUUGGAGUUUUCAAGAUGGCGGAUUUCCACCAUGACUUGGAGAAGGCACAUCAAGUAAACGACAGUGUCACGAUACACAGAAAGCUCAGCAAAGAAGAACUCUGGCGGAUUGAGCAUGAAAAGCUACACGCUAAACACAAGGGCCACGAGGCCAUGCACAUGGAGAUGGUUCUCAUCUUGUUUGCCACCCUUAUCGUUGCACAGAUUGUUCUCGUCAAAUGGAAGAAGAUGCAUUUCAAAUCUUAUCAGACUGUCACCUUGGUUGGUAUGUGGCUUAUUCCUGUCUACUUUAAUGUCAAGCUUCACUACUGGCGGAUGAUGGCAGUAUGGACCGUCUUCUCAUUAGCUACUGCUUUUAUUGUAUACAAAGCCACCAGGCAACCUGUAUCCACAACAACCCCAAGACUUGUUUACAAGUGGUUCUACUCUGUUCACAAGGUGACCUAUGCACUGGGCAUCGCCGGCUAUCUAGUAAUCAUGUUUACUCUACUUGGGCUCAACCUCAUGUUUAUGGUUAGACCAGAAACCUCCAUGGAGUUUGGUAUUGUUGUCAUGUUUUAUGGACUCUACUAUGGUGUGCUUGGAAGAGACUUUGCUGAAAUAUGCUCAGACAAGAUGGCUUCAAAAAUUGGAUACUACAGCACAACAGGACUCCCAAGCAGAAGUUUAGAGACAAACAUCUGUGCAGUCUGUGGUCAACACCUGAUUAUAAAUACUGUUGAUGAAGAUGAGAUGCCGGAGAAGACAUACAAGCUGUCAUGCGGACAUGUCUUCCACGAGUUCUGUAUCCGUGGCUGGUGUAUAGUCGGCAAGAAACAGACUUGUCCAUACUGCAAGGAGAAGGUUGACCUCAAACGGAUGUUUUGCAACCCAUGGGAGCGGCCCCACGUACUGUUUGGUCAGUUGCUAGACUGGCUGCGCUACCUCGUCGUAUGGCAACCUGUGAUCAUCGUCACUGGAAUGCCGGGGACUCGCUGACGUACCGGCGAGGGUACUCCUUCAGCACUAAGGACCGCGACAACGAUAUAGAUCGAUUCCCGUGCGCGGCAGACACGCAUAACGACUGCUACUCCUCUACCAUAAGAAAAACUGCGUUUCCUCAGGGCACAAGGGCUUGGUCUGGAGUACUGAAAAGGCCUAGGCUACUCCUUGUAAUGCACCGAGAUGAAGAUUUGACCUGCCGAUUUUACGCCCAACUGAUUCCAGGAGGAAAACGCUCGUAUGAAACUGAAAUAAAAGCAAAAAUACACUAAUACUUCCUGAAUGAGA